UUUCUCUCUUUCAGGCACCUUCAGGAGAUGUACAUACACACCCCCCUCAUCUCAUCUGAUCCUGACAGGGCCAGCAAACAAGGGAAUCAAAUGGUCAAAACAUAUUGAUAAAGCAAGACUUCCUGCCUGUCUCACUUCAUCAACCCCGGCCGUCUUCUCUGGAGUCCUCAGGUUCUGAAUCCCGUGCCCGGGAACCCAGCGGGAGCUGGAGGAGAAAGAGGAACUUGCCUUGCAAACCCCACCUCUCGGGAAGAUGCAGAACCUCAGGCCUGAGCAGAUUCGGGGGCUGCUGGAGCCCGAGAGGGCCAAGACGCUGCUGCCUCGGGAGAGCAGGGCCUGGGAGAAGCGCGCCGCCUCCACCAAAGACUGGGUGGCGCUGGAGGUCGGGCCCGCCAGCCGUGACGGUGACGAGAAAGGUGUAUCCUCUGAAGAGACAGGGGUGGCUCAGGAGUGGACUUCGGUGGAGGGAGAUGAUGAGUCAGAGGAUUCGCAGGGCUUCGUGGAGUGGUCGAAAGCCCCACAACAAACAACCAUAGUCCUGGUGGUGUGUGUCCUGUUUUUGUUCCUGGUUUUGACGGGGAUGCCUAUGAUGUUUCACAUUUAACUACAGCGGUGGCUGUUGUUUUGAAAUAAGUGAUCUGUUUCUCCUUAAGGAAAUGUCUUGGUUAAAAAUCAGGAAUAGGUAUUGAAUAUUAGCAAAUGCCUUUUAAACAUCCAUCAAGAUGGGGUUUUUUUGUUUUUUUUUUUUUUGGUAUUUCACCUUUUGGUGUGAGGUUUUGCAUUCCUCCGUUUCAUUGAACUUAAGACAUCAUUGAUUGUAAAACACGUAUUACUUUAUAUACCACUGAGAAAGAGAAGACAUGCUAAUUAACUGUCAGAUGCCACCAAGUGGAAGACACGUCCUGGCUUCAGAGACGAUGAAAAAAUGUGCAAUUUAGGAUUGGUGAAAUCUGGUAGAUUUCUUAAUAUCAGAUCCUCUUUGUAUUCGUAGGGUUGUGGUACACUAGUCUUUUCAGAUACUGAAUUCUAUUUCUUGAUAUUUUAUGUACGAUUCUCCCUUCUAUCUUCGUAUGUAAGAUUGGUGCUAUCUUUGUGAAGUUUUGGUAACACAGCUAGGCUUGCAUCAUAGAAGGAUGUAACCUUUAUUGUUUUUUAAGCCUUAGAAUAGUUUCUGUAGCUUAAGAAGUAUUACUUCCUUGACAUUUUGAAGGAAUUCACCAGUAAGGCAAUCAAGGCCUAGACCUAUGGAGAGAAAGUUUCGGCUAAAUUCUUGAGCGGCUUUCUCAGUUUCUUCUUCUGUUAUCAGUUUAUCAGUACUUUUCAUUUCAUUAAUUUUGAUGAUUUAUAGCAUUUUUUUAUGUCCUAGAAAAUUCUCCAUUACAUUGAACUUUUCAGAUUAUUAGCUUAAUUAUGGAUACUAUUCUGUAAUUAAAUGAAAAUCUUCUCUUUAUUUUGCUCUGUCCCCUUUCUUCCUUUCAACUUCUGCUUGUGGUUUACCCAUUAUUAGAUUUGUCAAAGUUUUAUCUAGUUUACUACUACUUUUCCAAAGUACUAGCAUUAGGAUUUAUUUAUAUCCACAUUUCUCUAGUAUCUUUUGUUUUGUAUUAAUACAUACUGGGUUCACUUUUUAUUUAUUCCUUGUCUGUUUUUAAGUUGAAUAAUUCAUUUAUGAUUUUUUAUAAAAUUAUUUGCUAAAAUAGUAUACUUAAUAAUAAAUAUGCUUCUGAUUAUAGCCUUGGCCACAUUUUAAUUUGAUAACUUGUGUUCUUGUUUGUUGUUGUCUAA
This is a messenger RNA of Hyaena hyaena (striped hyena), 1785 nucleotides long. It is a transcript of the gene SMIM17, whose product is annotated as small integral membrane protein 17. The transcript is spliced from 5 exons. NCBI's taxonomy places the organism in Eukaryota, Metazoa, Chordata, Mammalia, Carnivora, Hyaenidae. Bases 254 to 604 code for a protein of 116 amino acids. The record is from RefSeq and is a predicted model, not a curated record.